This is a messenger RNA of Microtus ochrogaster (prairie vole), 939 nucleotides long. Its product is annotated as olfactory receptor 52E8-like. NCBI's taxonomy places the organism in Eukaryota, Metazoa, Chordata, Mammalia, Rodentia, Cricetidae. Gene Ontology annotation, cellular component: plasma membrane. Gene Ontology annotation, biological process: G protein-coupled receptor signaling pathway. The record is from RefSeq and is a predicted model, not a curated record. Gene Ontology annotation, molecular function: G protein-coupled receptor activity; olfactory receptor activity.
AUGUCACUAGGCAACAGCUCAGGGAUUCACCCUUCAUCCUUCCUGCUCUUGGGAAUACCAGGACUGGAACAGUUGCAUUUCUGGCUAGGUUUCCCAUUUGGUACAGUCUAUCUUCUUGCUGUCCUAGGGAAUAUUGUCAUUCUCUUGGUGAUCCAGCUUGAACACAGCCUUCACCAGCCUAUGUUCUACCUAUUGGCCAUGCUGGCUUUGACUGACUUGGGCCUGUCUACAGCAACCAUCCCCAAAGCACUCAGUAUAUUCUGGUUUGGUUUCCAUAAGAUUGCCUUUAGGGACUGUUUAGCUCAAAUGUUCUUCAUACACCUGUUUACAGGUAUAGAAACCUUCAUGCUUGUAGCCAUGGCUUUUGACCGCUAUGUUGCCAUUUGUAACCCUCUGAGAUACAACACAAUCCUCACCAACAGAAGCAUCUGUAUUAUUGCUGGAGUUGGGCUGUUCAAAAAUUUCAUUUUGGUUUUUCCACUUGUAUUUCUCCUUCUAAGGCUUUCAUUCUGUGGACACAAUAUCAUUCCCCACACAUACUGUGAGCACAUGGGCAUUGCUCGACUGGCGUGUGUUAACAUAAAAGUCAAUAUAUUAUUUGGGCUAAUACUCAUCUCUAUGAUACUUCUGGAUGUUAUUUUGAUUGCUGUUUCCUAUGUGAAAAUUCUUUAUGCUGUAUUCAAACUCCCAUCCUGGGAAGCCAGGCUCAAAGCUCUUAAUACCUGUGGUUCCCAUGUGUGUGUGAUCUUGGCUUUCUUCACUCCAGCCUUUUUCUCUUUUUUGACUCACCGGUUUGGACACAAUAUUCCACAGUAUAUCCACAUCUUCCUUGCUAAUUUAUAUGUCAUUAUCCCCCCUGCUCUUAACCCUCUCAUUUAUGGGGUGAGAACCAAGCAGAUUCGGGAUCGUGUGGUGAUAUUUUUUCGUAAGGAAAUUUGA